ACCCUUGUGUUGGCUCUCAGCGUGGGAUGCUGCUGCAAAUGCUGGGGUGAGAGAGGUGUGAGACACGGCUAGCUGAAGGGAAUUCCCAGCUGUCUCAGGUGUGACCAUCACACUAGACCCUGGGCACAUACAGGAAGUCAGGGGAACUUACGGUACGUGCAAGAGACACCGUGCUACCUCAGAGUUGGACACCUUUUCCUCUACUCCAUGUCAGAUUCCAACACAACCGACUUCACCAACCCCUCCACCUUCAUCCUGCUGGGAAUUCCUGGCCUGGAGGUGGCCCAUGUCUGGAUUUCCAUCCCCUUCUGUGUGAUCUAUGCCAUAGCCAUUUUGGGGAACUUCACCAUCCUGUUCAUUGUGAAGAUAGAGCCGAGUCUCCAUGGGCCCAUGUACUAUUUCCUCUGCAUGCUGGCUGUCACCGACCUGGCCCUGUCUACGUCCACUGUGCCCAAAAUGCUGAGCAUCUUCUGGUUGAAUUCCAGGGAGAUAGAUUUCAGUGCCUGCUUCACCCAGCUGUACUUCAUUCACUGCUUCUCAGCGAUGGAGUCUGGGAUCUUAGUGGCCAUGGCUUUGGAUCGCUACGUGGCCAUCUGCCAUCCCCUGAGACAUUCCACCAUCCUGACAAACGCGGCGGUGGCCAAGCUAGGCCUGGCCGUGGUACUACGCAGCAGCAUACUCGUACUGCCCAAUCCCUUCCUGGCGAGGCGGUGUCCCUAUCACAGAACCAACAUCAUCCCCCAUACCUACUGUGAGCAUAUAUCCAUGGUGAAGUUGGCCUGUGCUGACAUCCGUGUCAAUAAUUACUAUGGCUUCUCUCUGAUUUUCCUCAUCACUGGUGUGGAUGUGUUUUUGAUUGCCCUGUCCUAUACACAGAUUCUCAGGGCCAUCUUCAGCCUCCCCACAAAGGACGCCUGGGUGAAGACUUUUUGGACCUGCAGCUCCCACCUGUUUGCCACCUUAGCCUUUUACAUCCCAGCUCUUUUCUUCAUCCUGACGCACCGGUUUGCCCAGAAUGUGCCCCUGCAUUUCCAUGUUCUCAUGGCCAACAUGUACCUCCUGGUGCCCCCCAUGCUAAACCCCCUUAUCUAUGGUUUGAAGACCAAACAGAUCAGAAACAGGCUGCUCUGGCUCUUUCCUCAUAAAGGACCUAAAGUUUUCUCCUGGUAG
Molecule: messenger RNA, 1170 nt
Organism: Caretta caretta (loggerhead turtle)
Lineage: Eukaryota; Metazoa; Chordata; Testudines; Cheloniidae
Product: olfactory receptor 52E4-like
Biological process (GO): G protein-coupled receptor signaling pathway
Cellular component (GO): plasma membrane
Molecular function (GO): olfactory receptor activity; G protein-coupled receptor activity
Source: RefSeq, a predicted model, not a curated record